UGGGAGGAGGAGUAGAAGAAGACAAAAGCCGUAGGCGUGGAGGGCUUGGCGGCACACUCGGGCAACCGGCACCGGGAGGCCGCAGUACACGGGGGAUCCUGGUUGGCAGGCAUCAUGGGGAAGGGGGCGAACCGAGGCGAGGGGGCCACCGAGUGCGAGGCGCCGAUGCCCACCUUCAGCUGGGAAGAGAUUCAGAAGCACAACCUGCCCACCGACAAGUGGCUCGUCGUCGACCGCAAGGUCUACAACAUCACCAAAUGGUCCAGACGGCACCCGGGGGGCCACCGGGUCAUCGGACACUACGCGGGGGAAGAUGCUACGGAUGCCUUUCGCGCCUUCCACCGUGACUUUGAUUUUGUGCGCAAGUUCAUGAAGCCCCUGCUGGUUGGAGAGCUGGCCCCGGAGGAGCCCAGCCAGGACCGGGGCAAGAAUUCCCAGAUCAUCGAGGACUUCCGGGCCCUGAGGAAGACCGCCGAGGCCAUGAACCUGUUCAAGAGCAACCACCUCUUCUUCCUCCUCCUCCUGGCCCACAUCAUCGUCAUGGAGAGCAUCGCGUGGUUCACCAUCUUUUACUUCGGCAACGGCUGGAUUCCGACCAUCAUCACGUCCUUCGUCCUUGCUACCUCUCAGGUCCAGGCUGGAUGGCUGCAGCAUGAUUACGGCCACCUCUCUGUCUACAAGAAGUCCACAUGGAACCAUGUCGUCCACAAGUUCAUCAUCGGCCACGUAAAGGGUGCCUCCGCCAACUGGUGGAACCAUCGCCACUUCCAGCAUCACGCCAAGCCCAACAUCUUCCAGAAGGACCCGGACGUGAACAUGCUGCAUGUGUUUGUCCUGGGCGAGUGGCAGCCCGUUGAGUACGGCAAGAAGAAGCUGAAAUACCUGCCCUAUAACCACCAGCACGAGUACUUCUUCCUGGUUGGGCCACCUCUGCUCAUCCCCCUGUACUUCCAGUACCAGAUCAUCAUGUCCAUGAUCGUUCACAAACACUGGGUGGACUUGGCCUGGGCCAUCAGCUACUAUGCCCGUUUCUUCGUCACCUACAUUCCAUUCUAUGGCGUCCUGGGAGCCAUCCUCUUCCUCAACUUCAUCAGGUUCCUGGAGAGUCACUGGUUUGUGUGGGUCACGCAGAUGAAUCACAUCGUCAUGGACAUUGACCGAGAGCCGUACCGUGACUGGUUCAGCACCCAGCUAGCCGCCACCUGCAAUGUGGAGCAGUCCUUCUUCAACGACUGGUUCAGCGGGCACCUCAACUUCCAGAUCGAGCACCACCUCUUCCCCACCAUGCCCCGGCACAACUUCCACAAGGUUGCCCCGCUGGUGAGGUCUCUGUGCGCCAAGCACGGCAUCCCGUACCAGGAGAAACCGCUGCUGAGGGCCCUGCAGGACAUCAUCCGGUCCCUGAAGAAGUCUGGGGAGCUAUGGCUGGAUGCCUACCUCCACAAAUGAAGCUGCAGCCCUCGUGUGCCCAUGGGGAAGGGGGAGCAGUGGGGAUGCUGGCCAAAGGGAGGGGUGGGUUUUGUUCUGAGGGUGUCCACGAGUCUGGGGUACAUGCCAAUUCUCAGACCCCAUUUUUGGUAUGGCUCCUGUUUUCCUCUCCAUUUCCCCUUCACUUCGCCUUCCUGCACCCUCCCUGUGGGGCCUGCCCUCAGUCAGCCCCAACCCCUGGC
Molossus molossus (Pallas's mastiff bat) is the source of this 1670-nucleotide messenger RNA. RefSeq names its product fatty acid desaturase 2 (gene FADS2). NCBI's taxonomy places the organism in Eukaryota, Metazoa, Chordata, Mammalia, Chiroptera, Molossidae. Gene Ontology annotation, molecular function: oxidoreductase activity, acting on paired donors, with oxidation of a pair of donors resulting in the reduction of molecular oxygen to two molecules of water. The coding region runs from base 115 to 1449 and encodes 444 amino acids. Gene Ontology annotation, biological process: lipid metabolic process. The record is from RefSeq and is a predicted model, not a curated record. The transcript is spliced from 12 exons. Gene Ontology annotation, cellular component: membrane.